GUGGAAGUUGAAUAUGUUCCGGAGAAAAUUGAAGUCUUUUCUCGACAUGAACCCUUUUUUGAAUUUAACAGUAUUUUUGAAAAAUUCAAAAUGGUCGAAGGUUCGAAAGGUGGAGCCAGCCAGACUGACGAUUUACUGGACAAAAAUAAAAAUAUAAAGAAACUCGAUGACGUGCCAAUCAAAGCGAGAGGAUUUUUGGAAGAUGACGAGGAAGUCGAGAAAAAUCAGGAAGAGAAGCCAAAAAUGUCAAAGAAAAAGUUAAAAAAAUUAAAUAGGUUAACUGUGGCUGAAUUAAAGCAGUUGGUGUCUCGGCCGGAUGUAGUAGAGAUGCACGAUGUCACAUCAAGGGACCCAAAACUACUCGUCAGUCUGAAAGCAGCACGUAACACAGUGCCCGUUCCAAGACAUUGGUGCUUUAAACGAAAAUACCUUCAGGGCAAAAGAGGAUUUGAAAAACCACCUUUCGAGUUGCCACAUUUCAUCAAAGCAACAGGAAUCAUGGAGAUGAGGCAAGCUCUGCAAGAAAAAGAAGACCAAAAAACAUUGAAAUCAAAAAUGAGAGAAAGAGUAAGACCAAAGAUGGGUAAAAUUGAUAUAGAUUACCAGAAACUACAUGAUGCAUUUUUCAAAUGGCAAACAAAGCCAAGAUUGACAAUUCAUGGAGACAUAUAUUAUGAAGGUAAGGAAUUUGAAGCUCGUUUGAAAGAAAAAAAGCCAGGAAAUUUAUCAGAUGAGUUAAGGACAGCACUUGGAAUGCCAAUAGGGCCAAAUGCUGACAAAUAUCCACCACCCUGGUUGAUUGCCAUGCAGAGGUAUGGUCCACCUCCUUCAUAUCCCAGUCUAAAAAUUCCUGGAUUGAAUGCACCCAUACCAGACGGGACUUCUUUUGGAUAUCAUGCAGGAGGUUGGGGCAAGCCACCCGUCGAUGAAACAGGUAAACCUCUUUAUGGGGAUGUCUUUGGACCUUCCAUCAAUGAACCAAACAUUCCCACUAAAGAAGAUGAGAUCAAUAAAAAUUUCUGGGGUGAGAUGGAAUCCGAAUCAGAAGAUGAGGAGGAGGAGGAAGAGGAAGAAAAAGAAGGAAGAGACGAGCAGGACGUGUUGUCGGGUCUUGUUACUCCGGGUGAAACUGGCCUGGCUACACCCAGCGGUACAACAUCAGUUAUGACACUUGGAAUGGAAACACCCGAGUCCAUUGAAUUGAGAAAGAAACGUAUAGAAGAUGCCAUGGACCAGGGAGGAGACACGCCCAACUUGUACACCAUCCUUCCAGAAAGAAGAGUAGGAGCAGGAGGAGGAAUGAUGGGAUCAACACACGUUUACGAUAUUCCCACUCCAAUUCCUGCUGUUGGAAAGAAAGGUUCCGGGGAAGGUGUUGAAGUGGUCCUGGAGCCUGAAGAACUUGACCUGGAUAUGGCUGCAAUGAAAGCCAAGUAUGAUCAAACAUUGAGAGAGCAGGCAAGUCUCAGUAAGGAGGACUUGAGUGACAUGGUGGCUGAACAUCAGGCCAAACAACAAAAGAAGAGGAAGAAGGCUCAAACAAGCCAGGACAAUUCAGCUGUUAAGAGCAAAAAAUUGAAAGAAUUUAAGUUUUAAAUGAAAUAAUUUUAUAGUUUCUUUUUUGUAAAAAUGUAUGUACCACAUUUUCGACAUAUUUCAUUAGUUCAGUGCUGACUAGAAAAUAAUAAAACAAUAAUAAACAAUCUUAAAAUAUAAAAUCAACGUUAACUGUUCAAUAAAUUACAAAUCUAACGAG
Helobdella robusta is the source of this 1756-nucleotide messenger RNA. RefSeq lists its product as hypothetical. NCBI's taxonomy places the organism in Eukaryota, Metazoa, Annelida, Clitellata, Rhynchobdellida, Glossiphoniidae. Gene Ontology annotation, biological process: mRNA splicing, via spliceosome. The transcript has 2 exons. The coding region runs from base 91 to 1596 and encodes 501 amino acids. The record is from RefSeq and is a predicted model, not a curated record. Gene Ontology annotation, cellular component: U12-type spliceosomal complex; catalytic step 2 spliceosome; U2-type spliceosomal complex.